CAUACACAUACAUUGAUUACAUGCAUGACGAACCUAUUUGACUCGAUACCAUUGUUACUUGUAGGACGUGUGUUUGACUGUGUACGCGAUGAUCAUGCUGUAGACGCAGUCAGUUUCGGUCUGAGUUGCAAACGAUUGUUUGGAGUGAUGAGCAAGAGAAUGCCUCAAUUGCACUUCAAGCGUGAUACUCAACUGCUGCGAAAUGCAACUAGUAUCGCAAGUUGCAAGAGUACGGUCGACCUGCCGCCAACCCUCACCGAUCUCACCUUUGACGACAAGUUCAAUCAACCGAUUGCAAUGGGUGCACUUCCAAACUCGUUGACAGAGCUACGUUUUGGCCAAGACUUUUCUAGGAUACUCCUGCCCGGCACUCUUCCACCAGCCAUCACCAGCCUUGGCUUUGGAGUAUACUAUCACCAGCAGAUCCCCGUAAACACUCUGCCUGCGUCCUUGCUCACACUCACACUGGACAGCUACUAUUACCCAUGUCCAAUACUACCUGGAGCACUGCCAUCGUCACUCACCACGCUGAUAUUCAACUCAACCAGUCCCCACGGCAUUGUCACGCCCUUCAUUGUUGAGGGAUCACUGCCCUCAUCACUGCGGACACUCGCUCUACCAUAUUGGUACAAUCAACCGCUGACCAAAGGUAUACUUCCGUCGUCACUAACGACGCUUACAAUCGGUGGAUGUUAUAAUCAAGACUUGCCACCAGGAGUUCUGCCUGCAUCCCUCGAGACGCUGUCAUGGGGCACUCCAAUCGAGAAGAUGAACCAAUUCAAUCGGCCACUCGUACCUGGAUCCCUUCCAGCUGGGCUGCGUAGUCUAACGUUCAGCUGUCGAUUCAAUCAAGAAAUCCAUCCAGAGACCCUACCCUCUUCGCUCACAUCUUUGACAUUUGGAGUGCUCUUCAAUCAACAACUGAAGCCCGGCAUACUUCCACUUUCACUCAAGAAGUUAACAUUUGAUAAGCAAUCACAAUAUAGUCAACAAUUUAUGGUUGGUUCAUUGCCAAACAGUCUAGUCGAGAUUAACUUUGGCAAUAGGUUCACCAAAUAUCAACUCACGGUUGGCACAUUGCCAACAUCCCUCACGUCGUUAUCAUUUGGUGAAUACAACUUUCCACUCGAAGAUGGACUGUUGCCAAACUCACUGCUCACAUUGACAAUUGGAGAGACGUUCAACUGGAUCAUCAGUCAAGGAAAUCUACCAAAUUCAUUACAAUCGCUCACGAUGAACUACACAAUGCCUCUCUCGCCAGGCACGCUUCCAAGGUCACUCACUCUUCUGGACGUUGGCAACGGCUAUAAUUUUGAAAUUCUUCCUGGGAUGCUACCUGACACACUUACUGACCUAAGCCUUGGCUUUCGGUUCUCUUUCAUCUUGUCCGCCAAUGUCUUACCGUCAUCACUCAAGAGGUUAAAAAUUGGCUAUUACUACAAUCAUCCAGUCUCGUCAACUGUACUCCCAAGCAGUGUCACUCAUCUUGUGUUGCCCGAUAGUCAAAGACUAAUAUACAUCACACCGUCAGUACAGUCGGUGGAGAUUGAGCAAACCCUCACCAUGGACCUCCGAUUAUCAUUGUGCACAGCUCAUCUUAAGUCCUUGUGUGUCUACCUCAAGCCUCAGAUAUUCAACGCCGAAGUGAUGCACUAUCAAUAUAUUAAGUAUGUCGCGUCACUGUUGGAGUCAUUCCCCAACGUAUCCAACUUCGAGGCUAGGAUACCAUAUAAUGUCUCUGGAAUUACAGGUCAACACAACGUUCAUCUGCGCUACAUCAACGAAACACAAGCCAUCUGUGUUGUCAGUCGUCCAAAGGUUCUUACAGCAGUUGCCAAGUACACGCUUAUUAUCUAUGACAAGAAUAGCAAAGUCAAUGCUCCUCCUGUGGAGAAGCCAACCUCUACAGUGCAGAUGUACCGAACUAUCGGAGCUGAUCGACCGCCUGGAUUCCAACUAUAUGUGCCAACAAAUAGUAGCAGU
Molecule: messenger RNA, 1983 nt
Organism: Acytostelium subglobosum LB1
Lineage: Eukaryota; Evosea; Eumycetozoa; Acytosteliales; Acytosteliaceae
Exons: 1
Source: RefSeq, a predicted model, not a curated record